GUUCGAUUAGCUAUUCUCUUUUAUUUGUGACACAUUGGGUACUCUUCCCUCAGUUGCUUUGAUUAAGCUACCUUCAGCAUUAUCCGAAUUCAGUGUCAUGAUUCAAAGAGGUUCACACAAGUUUUCGUACCCUGAUGAGUUCAACACAAGGACGGAAUCGGCGACGACACCAUUCUUCUUGCCGCAGUAGCGACUUGUUUAGUGCAACUGGUGACGGCAACGCAGCGGUUACCAUAGUUUUUCCUACCCUCUUCAGCUCCUGGACGCUUCCAGAUGCUGUAAACUACAUCUUCCACCUCGUGUGGGUUUGUGGCAUCCCGGUGCAUUAUCGCUAUGUUGCACACCUUCUGUCCCACCUGACAGCUUCUAAAGAACUGAUGGACCGUGAGGUGUUGAAAGGGAAAGUGCCAGUGGCUGAUCAUCAAUUCUAUCGUGUAGUGCAGAGGGAUGUGUUUCCUUUGGUUUGCUGUCGUGCUAAGAACGUCAAUGAGUACGUGGUACAGCACCAAUUGGGGGACAAUGACGGCGCAGUGGCCCGGCUUGUUGCCCUGUCUCAGGUAGUUUCCGACGCGGACACGUAUCAAAUCUUCACUAACAGUGAGAGCGAGGGUGCCACAGUAGAAAUAAUUGAGGUGACCACGGAUGGCAACGCUGACAUCGAUGUGCUCGCACUCUGCUCUCCGUCGUUGAGUAUGAGUGGCAGCUCUAGUGACAGGGCGGAAUGGAAGGCUGAGACCUACAGGACUGCUAUGCGCUACUCAAGGCAACUUGAGCUCUAUCUAACAAUAAAAGAGGACAUAGUGAUUUCUCCGACUGAAUCAGAUGAUGACACGGGCAAGCGACUUCAUAACCAAGCCUAUUUUUCAGUGGAAAUGGCUCAUGCCGAGGACAGUGAUGAUUGCGAUAGCGUCUCAGAGGUCAUCAAAAGCUGUUUGUACCAGUGCGCUGGUGAGAAGCUGGAUCAACGCACUCUACAUUCUACAGAUGGUGCUACCAUCCGCCGUCUUUGUUCAGUAAAUGGGACUGAGGUCUCAAAUAGGAGGGUAAAACGAGCGAUUGAAGUAAUAGUCGUAUCUGAUGAUGAUACUGAUAAGAGCAACUAG
This is a messenger RNA of Phytomonas sp. EM1, 1103 nucleotides long. The record is from the annotation of a GenBank genome assembly. NCBI's taxonomy places the organism in Eukaryota, Euglenozoa, Kinetoplastea, Trypanosomatida, Trypanosomatidae.